Paraglomus occultum is the source of this 333-nucleotide messenger RNA. The record is from the annotation of a GenBank genome assembly. Lineage: Eukaryota; Fungi; Glomeromycota; Glomeromycetes; Paraglomerales; Paraglomeraceae.
AUGACAGGUGUUCUGUUGUCUACUGUAUACAGAUAUGUUGCUCAAUUAAAAAAAGAUGGGAAGUUAGAACCACUUCCGCGCUCAGGAAGGCCUAGAAUAUCGAGUCCGAAAAAACAGCGUCAAAAGGUCGUAUGGUUCAAGCAGAUAAUUAUACAAACAGCCAAGAGCUUGCCACAAAACUCAUUGAAUCUAAUCCCUGGUUUGAAUGUCUCACGAAUACAAUAUCCAGAGAGCUUUCUCGGCUUCAUUAGAAGCACUGUAAAUGCUGAUACUAAGAAGCAGAGCUUCGAGGCUCUGCCUCAUAUUGCGCCUUAUUUAGCGAAUGGUGUGUAA